AUGGGUAAAGGAGAGAAUGUGGACGGUAAAUUGCAAUCUGCAAGACAACAGAUGCCAAAGGACCGGUCAAAAGAUUAUGAAAUAAUAGUCCCCUACCUUUUGAAUGGAGAACAGUGGAGACCAAUAAAUGACUUUUAUUCAAAGAAUCACCCAGCGCUGCUGGAGUUUGUGAUAGAAGCUGAAAGUGAGCAUCUAGUCAUCAACCUGGAGCGAAAUGAGGGCCUGUUAGCCAGCAGCUUCACAGAAACACACUAUUUGAAAGAUGGCACUGAUGUGGUUCUCUCGCGCAAUUACACGGGUCACUGCUAUUACCACGGCAAUGUACGAGGGUACCCUGAUUCUUCAGUCAGUCUCAGUGCCUGCUCUGGACUCAGGGGAAUUAUCGUUUUUGAAAACAAAAGCUACAUUCUGGAGCCAUUAGAAGGUGCUGCAGGUGAACACAAGAUCUACCGAUCGGAGAACUUGAAAACUGCCCCAGGAUCUUGUGGCCACCAUUUGGACCUUUCUGCCAUGAGGGCUGAUGACACAUCACACCAUUCUCAAGCAUAUGCUGGCAGGUACAAGAGGGAGACGCUGAAGAUGACAAAAUAUGUGGAGCUUGUUAUUGUGGCAGAUAAUCGUGAGUUUCAGAGACAAGGCAAGGACGUAGAAAAAAUUAAGCAGAGGCUCAUAGAAAUUGCAAACUAUGUUGAUAAGUUCUAUAGGCCACUAAAUAUUCGAGUAGCCCUGGUCGGCGUGGAAGUAUGGAACGACAUGGAUAAGUGCUCUAUUUCUCAAGACCCUUUCACUAGCCUCCAUGAGUUUCUGGACUGGAGAAAGCUAAAACUACUACCUCGUAAACCCCACGACAAUGCACAGCUAAUAAGUGGGGUGUACUUCCAAGGAACUACCAUUGGCAUGGCGCCCAUAAUGAGCAUGUGCACUGCAGAGCAGUCUGGCGGGGUUGUCAUGGAUCAUUCGGAAAACCCUCUAGGUGCAGCAGUUACCCUGGCUCAUGAACUGGGUCACAAUUUUGGAAUGAAUCAUGAUACAUUGGAGAGGGGCUGCAACUGCAAAGCAUCUACAGAGAAAGGGGGUUGCAUCAUGAACCCCUCUACUGGCUAUCCAUUUCCCAUGGUAUUCAGUAGCUGCAGUAGAAAGGACCUGGAAAACAGCCUGGAAAAAGGAGUGGGAAUGUGUCUGUUUAACUUGCCUGAAGUCAAGGAGUCAUUUGGUGGACAGAAGUGUGGGAAUGGCUAUGUGGAAGACGGAGAGGAAUGUGACUGCGGAGAGCCGGACGAAUGUACCAACCAGUGCUGCAAUGCAACUACCUGUACUUUGAAACCAGGAGCAGUGUGUGCACAUGGACUUUGCUGUGAAGACUGCCAGUUGAAACCAGCGGGGAUUUCUUGCAGAGAGUCAAGUAAUUCCUGUGAUCUGCCAGAGUUCUGCACUGGAGCCAGCCCGCACUGCCCAGCUAACGUGUAUUUGCACGACGGACAUGCUUGCCACAGGGUGGAUGGCUACUGUUACAACGGCAUCUGCCAGACCCACGAGCAGCAGUGUAUCACGCUCUGGGGCCAAGGUGCGAAACCUGCUCCUGGGAUCUGUUUUGAGAGAGUCAAUUCUGCAGGAGAUCCUUACGGCAACUGUGGCAAAGACUCCAAGAGCUCCUUUGCUAAAUGUGAACCCAGAGACGCUAAAUGUGGAAAAAUUCAGUGUCAAGGGGGAGCAAAUCGACCUGUAAUUGGUACCAAUGCUGUUUCCAUAGAAACUAAUAUCCCCCUUCAGGAAGGUGGAAAGAUUCUGUGUCGUGGUACCCACGUGUACUUGGGGGAUGAUAUGCCAGAUCCUGGUCUUGUGCUGUCAGGAACCAAGUGCGCAGAUGGAAAAAUUUGUCUUAAUCGCCGAUGCCAGAAUACAAGUGUUUUUGGUGUGCAUAAAUGUGUCACAAAGUGCCAUGCCCGUGGAGUCUGCAACAAUAAAAAGAACUGUCACUGUGAAGCUGACUGGGCCCCCCCGUACUGUGACAAGCCAGGGUUUGGUGGCAGCAUGGACAGUGGACCAAUUAGGCAAGCAGAUAAUAAGAGUUUAACCAUAGGAGUGUUGAUAACGACUCUGUGCCUUAUUUUUGCUGGGUCAAUCAUGUAUCUGAAAAGGAAGACUUUCACAAGAUUGCUGUUUACAAGUAAAAAGACAACAAUAGAGAAACUAAGGUCUGUGAGUCCAGCAAGACCUUCCAGUUCAUCUGAGCCUAACCAUGUUCAUACCACAUCCCUCAGUAAAAAUCUGAUUGUGAAGCCACAAAAUACAAACAUACAAAAGAGAGACGGUCCGAGAAGAUCGCUGCCGUAUCAGAUCGUUGACAUUAGUAACCCUGUGAAGACACAGGAUUUACCACAACUAAAAACUCCACAGCGAGUCCUACCACCCCUUCCCCAGCUGCCAUGUCAUCCGACUGUGCCUGAAAGGCCCUUGCCAGCUAACCCUUCACUUAGGUUUGCCCAGGAAACCCACAAACCAAACCCGCCUCGGAAGCCUUUACCUGCAGAUCCUCUGAACAAAACCCGUAACAACAGUGCAUGCACACCAGGGCCUGGACAGACAAAAGCUCUGCCUCAAAUUACUCCAGUAAGACCUGCUCCUAAACAUCCCCCACUUGUACCCAGGUCCAGCAACACUGCUGAUGUGAAAUGAGGAGAAAAUCUGACACCUUUAUUUUUAAAAGUGAAGACAGAAGUUUGCACUAUCUUUAAACUCCAGCUGGAGUUCAUUUUUAUGAUAAUACUUAGAAUUUUUAAUGUUUAAAACAGCAUUAUUUUUAAGAAUUCUGAGCUACUGCCUUUGGUGCUGUGCUGUGCUAUGGUGCUCUGUAUACUUGCUCAGGUACUUGUAAAUUAUUAAUUUAUGUUGAAUAUUUAUUACAGUGCAGUGCACUGUAGUAGAUAUUUUUACCAUAGCUGAGUUUUCCUAAGAAGGAAGCCUUUUUUUGUAAUAUUCUAGUGAACUUGAAUAAUUCUGCUCUAUUGGUCCUAUGUAGAGUGUUUAGUUUUGAUCUGUUCUUUUUGGAGUACUGAUACUCAUGGAUAAAUCAAAUAUAUCAACACCUCCAUCUCAAUGGUUUAUAACAAACUUUUGAAUAAGUACAUCAGGGUGAAGCAUCUUUUCUGGAACACAGUGAAAUGCCCGAUAUCUGCACACAGAUGUAUUUAAAUACACAUGUGUAUUUAACCAGAGUAACACUCGGUGUUAUCAGUUGUACUGUAAUUUCAAUUUUCAUGUUACUGUUGGAAAUUGUCAAGAAAUUUGUGCUGAAGGAGGAUGUAUUCAUUUUUGACAAGUUCUCUCACUGAAGAAGUACUGUAUAUCAUAAAACUGUUUUGUAACCUCAUUUUCCUCAAACACAGUAUGGUUAGUACAUAUUCAUGCAGAUAUCAGGCCUUCCGGUGUCACUUCAUUUUUGAUGCAUUGGUAAUUAAAAUCAGUCUAUACUAUGUAAGGCUAUGCCACCUCACUGUGUUGUACAUCUAUACUUUUUAGACAACACUACGUUACACAUAAGGGAAGGGGGAAAGCUAAGCAUUACAAAGAAUUACGUUUUUAAAAUCAACUAUUAUUUCUUGUGCCUCAUUGCUCUGCUUGUCAACUGUAUUUUGCAUAUUUACUACUGUUUUGUAUUUAACUUCUCAAAUAUUGUUCUGGGUUUCUUACGUUUUCAAAUCAAAAUAUAUACUUUAGCACACGGACUUUGGAUAUUCUAAGACGGAGAAAAAAAAAUCUCCAUCUCUCUUUACUUUAUACAUUACAUCUGGUUUCUUCUGUACCUUCUCAGUAGCACUGCUGAAUAAAGUUGUUUCAUAUAUGCUGUAAUAAAACAAUUUUCAAAUAUCGAUUAAAAUAGAGGGAUCAGGAACUAUUACCUUACAUAGGUUAGUUUCCUACUUGUUUGUAGUUUUUUUCUUUAAGCAAAAAUAAAAGCAUUGAUAGAAACUUGGAUCUCAUAUCAGUAAUUGUAAUUGUAUUUAGUUUUCCUAGCAAUAUAACAGUCAUGUUUAUGGAUAAAGUAAAUAAACCAAAAUAAACCAUAGGUUAGUUUGU
Messenger RNA from Struthio camelus australis, 4077 nucleotides. The record is from RefSeq and is a predicted model, not a curated record. NCBI's taxonomy places the organism in Eukaryota, Metazoa, Chordata, Aves, Struthioniformes, Struthionidae.